This is a messenger RNA of Salvia splendens (bonfire salvia), 3440 nucleotides long. Its product is annotated as putative receptor-like protein kinase At5g39000. The coding region runs from base 487 to 3306 and encodes 939 amino acids. The record is from RefSeq and is a predicted model, not a curated record. The transcript has 6 exons. Gene Ontology annotation, molecular function: ATP binding; protein kinase activity. Lineage: Eukaryota; Viridiplantae; Streptophyta; Magnoliopsida; Lamiales; Lamiaceae. Gene Ontology annotation, biological process: protein phosphorylation.
UGGCAUUUUUCUUGACUAUUGCAGGUCAACGUUGGCUAUCAAAGUCAUCAUUCUACAUUCUCUGAUUCUAUCCCCAAAUUGAACCAUCAUCCCUAUUCUCUCCUAAAAUCAAACUGGUAGCACAGACGGCCGGUAGCACUCGUUGAUGCAGUUUAACUCUCAACUCCGGUCGGAAAACUAUCCCACCUUCACUUUAAUCAGUAAGUUUAGCGAUUCUGAUUACUUUUGGUAAAUAGUAAAGCAAGGCAGUGGUCUCGUUUUAUGAUAACAUUUUAUGUUGGCAAGCUGAAAAUCAUGAUAUAUAUUUUAUGUUAUUAUGGGAAUACUUGGUCUCUCUUAACCAUAUGCCUUUGGAAAUUUUCAAUACCUGCCACAAUGUAUAUAACAGUUGACAGAUGGGAAUGAGAAUGAGAGCUUUGAUCAAGUGGGAUCAUUACUAGUUUCCUAAUAUCCAUUAUCACCGAUGUCAACAACACAAAUGAAGCCAUGAAAAUGUCUCAAAAUUCACUUGCUCCGCUGCUUCUCUUCUUGACCAUCACGAUCACAGUCGUAACUAGCAACCCGACUUACUUUACAGUCGACAUCUCUGUCAGCUGCGGCUCAACCGACACUUCUGUAUCACGCGGCGGAAGAGAAUGGCUAGGAGAAACACAACCAAUAUUUUCUUCUCUGCUGCAAUUAAAGGGCUUGUCGAUGACCUCCACAGUCAUCCACGAGUUGACCUCUGCUGAUCCAGUUCCACAUGAGACAGCCCGAAUCUCACGUUCCCAGUUCUCCUACCUGUUUCAAGUCAGUCCCGGUCAGAAAAUCAUCCGCCUUCACUUUAAUCCGGCUUCUUACAGAGGCUAUGAAGGGCUUGUCGACUUGUUCACUGUUGAAGCCGGUCCCUUUACCUUGCUGAGUAACUUCAGCGCUUCACUCACUGCUGAGGCUCUUGGAGUGGAUACUUUUGUGAAGGAGUUUUGGUUGAACAUACAAGAAAACCAACAACUCAUCAUAAGUUUCACUCCCAGAAGUAGUCAAACAUUAGAUACGUACGCCUUCAUAAAUGGCAUCGAGAUUCUAGGUAGCAAUGGGGCCUUUCCUAGUUCGAAUCCCCUGCCUCCUUCUCAGGAUUCACUAUCCGAAACAAUCCUAGUUUUCCUUUUAUCUCUUGUUCAGAGAAAUGCAACUGCAGCUAUUGCAAUAGCUGUAAUAUCCUUAUUAAGUAUCAUUGUUCACACGUUGAGACAAUAUUGGGAGGAAGAUAGCAGCACUAAGGACGAAAACAAGCCAUCACCCAAAGCUGCACGAGUCUGUCGUCGUUUUUCUCUAGCUGAGAUCCAACUGGCCACCAAAUAUUUCAGUGACGAGCGUUUGAUUGGAAGGGGCGGGUUUGGAAAUGUCUACAGAGGCGUCAUUGAUGAAGGCCAAAUGACUGUUGCUAUAAAGAAGUUAAACCCAAACUCCAUGCAGGGGGCACAAGAGUUUCUGACUGAAAUCGAAACACUUUCUGAGUUGCGCCAUGUUAAUCUAGUUUCACUGAUAGGUUACUGCAACGACCACGGGGAGAUGAUUCUGGUUUAUGAUUAUAUGUCUGGUGGAACCCUUGAGAAUCGCAUCUACAAGCCUUCAAGGAAAAGACGCCAUGUUGCUUCUAUCACUUGGGAACAACGCCUUAACAUCUGCAUUGGGGCUGGCCGGGGGCUAGACUAUCUCCACACGGGCCAUGGAGUGAUACAUCGCGAUGUGAAGCCUUCAAACAUUCUUUUGGAUGAAGACUUGACAGCUAAGGUUUCUGAUUUCGGUCUGGCCAAACCAGAGGACAGAAGCAAGUCAAAAACUCAUGUCAGCACAAAUGUUAAAGGCACGAGGGGAUAUUUAGACCCACAUUAUUUCCACACUCGUAAUCUAACAAGGAAAAGUGACACAUACGCGUUUGGGGUGGUGUUGUUGGAAGUGUUGUGCGGGAGACCGUCGGUGGAUUUAAGGGUAACGGAGGACGAGCAGAUUUUGAGCUUUUGGGUUCAUGAUAAGAAGAGUAAGGGAGAAGUUGAUCAGAUUGUUGAUCUGAGUUUGAGGGAUGAGAUUUCUGAAAACAGCCUCAAGACAUUUGUGGAGGUUGCUGAAAGAUGCUUAGAAGACGAACCAAAUAAUCGGCCAACAAUGUCCCAAGUUGUGCAGCAGCUUGAACUUGCACUUGAGCAACAACAGGAAAACAAACAGAUUUCGUUGUCCAAUGAGAUGGAAAGUUUUUACGAAGAAAAUGGACCGUCAGCCAGCACAGGGCUGUCAUCUAUGUCGACUGCGCAAUGGAAAAAUCUUACUAGCUCCCCAAAAGUGCAGGCUAGCUUCAAGAUGGUUAAUGCUAUGCUAUCAAGAUUUUCGCUGCCGAAAAUAGGAGGUCACUUAUCCAAGGAAAAUAAACUUUUAUUAUCAGAAAUCGGAGAAGCAAAUGUAGGAUUGACCAUGUUUGAUUGGUAUACACUUUCAGCUGCUACUAAUCGUUUCUCCUCCUCGAAUAAAAUCGGAAAGGGUGGAUUUGGUCGAGUUUACAAGGGUGUGCUACCUACAGGACAAGUAGUUGCUGUGAAAAGGCGUUCGACAUAUACCCCACAAUCAGUCCAAGAAUUCAAAUGUGAAGUCCUUUUGCUUCCCAAUCUUCACCAUCAAAACAUUAUCAAACUACUUGGCUACUGCAUUCAUAGCAAAGAAAAGCUGCUUGUAUACGAGUUCAUGGAAAACAAAAGUCUAGAUACAUUUAUCGAUGAUGAGAAGAAGCGAAACUUUCCAUGGCCAGUACGAUUCAACAUCCUAAAGGGGAUAGCUCGAGGACUAGUUCAUCUACAUCAACAUUCUGGAGUGCGAGUCAUUCAUGGAGAUCCCAAAUCAAGCAAUAUAUUACUGGACCGUGAGAUGGUUCCUAAAAUUUCAGACUUCGGAUUUUCCAGGACUUUGUUACAGCAUCAAUACGAACUAGAGACAGGAAUUGCUGAAGGCACCCCCUGUUAUAUAUCUCCGGAGCGUUUGAAGCAAGGUAGGGUUUCGGUAAAAUCAGAUGUUUACAGCUUCGGAGUUGUGAUACUGGAGAUGGUGAGUGGGCGGAGAGCAUGGGAAUCUUACUCAGUGAAUAAGAUGAACCUUAUUGAUUAUGCACGGAAGCUGCGGAGUGAAGGGAAAGUAUUAGAGGUGGUGGAUGCGACAGUUGGUGGGACGGAUGAAGCGCUGAGGUGCAUUAAAGUCGGGCUGCGCUGCACCUUAGAGCAUCCAGACGACCGGCCAGACAUGCCUACCGUGCUUAAAACGCUGGAAGGAGAAGCUCUCUGACUGCACACUGGAGAUAUGAACAAGAUUAGGAGAGUAUAGACUUAUGCUUUAUGUGGUGAUUAGGUCCAUCAACACUUGUUUGUUGGAUGUAUGUUUCUAGUAAUAUCAAUUUUAUUUUUUAAAUUUUGAGGUAA